Bradysia coprophila is the source of this 1678-nucleotide messenger RNA. RefSeq names its product alpha-tocopherol transfer protein-like. The record is from RefSeq and is a predicted model, not a curated record. Lineage: Eukaryota; Metazoa; Arthropoda; Insecta; Diptera; Sciaridae. Gene Ontology annotation, molecular function: phosphatidylinositol bisphosphate binding. Gene Ontology annotation, cellular component: membrane.
UAUUUGGUAAGCUUCGCGAGCACCCAUCGUAACGUUUAUCCGAUUAUUUAUUAUUGUUUUUUCAUUACAUAAACAUCAUCGUAUUGCACAUAAAAUGUGCUGAUUUCUGCACAAUAUAUUUUUUCUUUCAUCAAUUUUCUUUUUAUUUAAUCACAAAACUUAUACUUUUAACAUUGCAUCUACAAAUAAUGCAUAGUUUUCUGUUCCUGCGUUAGUGAAAGACAACUAUUAUAUCUGCGUAAAUUUGUGGUAAUCGAAUGCAUAUAAACUGCAACAACAUUAAAUAGUUUUAAUAGUGAGAGUGACUUCAAUGUGAUAAGAUAUUGCUGGAGAAAAGAUUUGUCGCUGGAGUAAAGAAAUUUCUAAAUAUUAAACAAAAUGUCGAAGGGAGUCACACCGACCGAUGACUACGUGUUCACGUUGUCCAAUGAAUUGAAAGAAAUGGCCGAAAAUGAAUUGCGUGAAACAAAUUCGACCCGUGAUCAUGCUUUGAAGGCUAUGAGAGAAUGGAUUAUGAGCAAUCCCAGGAUCUCGAAUAUCAGACUUGAUUCUAAUUUUCUGUUACGAUUUUUACGCUCAAAGAAAUUCAGUGUUCCAAUUACUCAGGAAAGUUUGGAAAGAUAUCUUUUGUUGCGACAAUCAUAUGACGAGAAAAUAUUCCGGAACAUGGAUUACUUACUAAAUCCGACGCAGGAGUUGAUUACGAAUGGCUACAUCUUGGCCUUGCCGAAACGGGACAAAUUGGGGCGACGAAUCGUUUUAACGCGUCCAGGCGUUUUUGAUCCCUACAAGUAUGCAAACAUUGAUCUGCUAAAAAUACAUGGUCUCACUUACGAGGUGUUGAUGGAAAAUGAGGAAAAUCAAAUUCGAGGCUUCGUUCACAUUGUUGACGGUUCCGGUGUCAAUCUACCAUAUAUGACCAUAUUCACACCGAAAGAAGCUGUUCGAAUAGUUAAGAACGCCGAGAGAACGUUACCGAUGCGACACAAGGAGAUCAAAGCAUUCAAUGUACACGGAUCGAUUAAGUUUGCUGUUGAUUUUGCGUUGGCCUUGGUGUCGGAGAAAAUGAAAAAUCGAAUCAAAAUCUACACUUCCGUUGAAUCGGCCUUGAAAACCGUUGAUGUUAAUCUGCUGCCGAAGGAAUACGGUGGCAUUACUCCAAUGGCAGAUAUGAUAGCACUCUGGCAAAAAGAAUUAAAAGCUUCGAGGGAUGUGAUUUUGAUGAAUGACAAAAUGCAGGUUAAUGUCGAAAUGUAUUCAGCUAAAGCGAGACAAGGAGCUGUUAGCGCACUAACCCAGCAAAUGAACAACUGUGGCGCAGAACAGGAUGCAAAUCUGCAAGGUCUGCAGGGAAGUUUUCGAAAAUUAGAAGUUGAUUAAAUUAGUUCUGUGUCUGUGUACGUCCAGCUUUAAAUUUCAAUAACGUUCUGUGUUUCAAUAAAAAAAAUGUUUCAUUCAGUCGAAAGUUAAAUAAAUAAUUUGGCCCAAGACUUACUACGUGAAACCUGAGAUCGAACGAAAUCCAACCGAACUGGGAUGACCUGACACCCACAUUUAUAUAAUAGUAACAAACGCACGUUUUAACCAAAUUUUAUUUUUCAUUUUAUUUACCAAAUAUAAUUUAAAGGGGACAUCAGAUACAGCUAGUUUUGACUAUAUCGUAUGCUACAUGCAAUUA